CUUGGUUAACGUUUGACCAGAAAGGGAAGGGGCUGCUCCGAUCACUCUGAGGUCUGAGGAGUGACUCGCUCAAUCUCUCCGGCAAGCUGUGAUCAUGACACCCAUGAUACAUCUGUUGCUGGUCCCACUCCUGUUCAGCAUUGCUGGAGGGAAGGAUCUAGAGGAAAAGAAGGGCCCGUUGGAGAACACAGAGCUGGAUGUGCCAGAGGGGACACCGGUGCCAUAUGCCAUCUAUCAGUUUCAGGUGACCCAUCCGGAAGUUAAUAGUUUCAGGUUGAGUGGAGAAGGUCAGGCAGACAUUAAGAUUUCAAAGGACGGUUGGCUGUACCUGGAGUUGCCCCUGGACUGGGCUCGAGAAGACCAUUACAUCAUCUUGGUUGAGGCGCUGGCAGACGAUGAAGUUGUGGAAGGCCCAGUUCAUGUGACAAUAAAUGUGUUGGACGUCAACAACAACGCUCCAUUCUUCAACCAGAGCGUCUACACCGCUGUUGUCAGAGAAAACAAUCCAGCGGGUAUCCCAUUUACUCGCGUCUUUGCGUUGGAUCAGGACGACCCAGAGACUCCCAACGCUCAUCUGAGCUACAGCCUGGUCAGCCAGAUCCCCAACCACCAGCACAUCGCCCUGUUUCAGAUCGACCCCAACACUGGAGAGAUCUCCACCACAGAAGCAGGGACACAGAUGCUUAAAGCCAGAGAAGGCAUCCGGUACGCCAGAGGAGAAGAUCAAAGCCUUGAUGCUCUGAGGAUAAAGUUUAACGAUUACUGUCCAGUGCAGAACAUCCCCUUUGAAGAAAACCCCUUCUUCACCUGUGUGGAGCGAGCAGAAAAGAGGAGGAGGAAUAUGGACCCCCUGGAUGACCCAGACUACACCCUCAUUGUGCGCGUUCAGGACCUGGGAGGAGCUUCGCAGGCCGCGCUGAGUGGAAACACCAGAGUGCACAUUGUCGUGCAGCAAAACCUGUGGGUCAAUCCUGGACCUGUAACAGUCAGAGAGCACUUAAAGGAAACGUACCCUCUGGUCAUCGCAAAGGUCCAGUCCAAUGAGCCCAACGCCGUGUACUCGUUGGUGCAGAAAGAACGAGAGCUGAAGUUCCCCUUCCAGAUCACAGAAGAUGGAGAAAUACAUCUGACAGAGGAGCUGGACAGAGAAGAGAAAGACAUGUACGUCCUCGUGGUGUUUGCAGUAGAUCACGAGGACAAACAGGUGGAUCCACCCAUGGAGAUCCAAGUCUUGGUGGAGGACGUGAACGACAACGCCCCAGUGUGUGCAGAUGAGGAGAGUGUUUUUGAGGUGCAGGAACACGAGCCUGUAGGCAGCCUAAUCGGACAACUGUUGGCCCAUGAUGACGAUCAAGUCGGGACACUGAACUCUCAGCUGACUUUCACCAUCGUGUCCCAAAAUCCGCUCACCUCACCCGACGCCUUCGCCAUCGACGCUGCUUCUGGAAGAAUCCAGGCCCUGCGCGUGUUGCAGCGAAGAGACCACCAGGCGUACGACCUCAACGUCAGAGUCACCGACCUAGUUUUCAGCACAGAAUGUAAGGUCGUCGUCAAGGUCAUCGACGUCAACAACGAGAUGCCUCUGUUCGAGAAGAAGGAUUACGACAGUCCCCCUCUGGCAGAGGACACUCCCGUGGGACACACGGUGCUGAGCGUCAGAGCCACGGACGCUGAUGACCCAGACAGCGGCAGCUCCCUGAUCAACUUCCACAUCUCUGCCGGCGACGACGAGGGAAUUUUUGCUGUGGAGAGCGACGGCAACGGCGUCGGCCAUCUGGUCGUAGUUAAGCCUCUAGACUUCGAGUCCUCUGCAACCUACAAGAUCCAGAUUGAUGCUCGUAACCCAGAGCCGCUGAUGACGGGUCUGGAGUACGGCGGCGAGUCCACGGCCUUCGUCUCUGUGUCUCUCACAGACGUAGACGAGGCUCCAGAGUUCAGUCUGGACAUCCUGGAUGUGACUGUGCCUGAAAACACCACCAAGGGCUCAGUGCUGCUCACUGUGGAGGCGAAGGACCCCGAGGGCAAAGAGAUCAGUUUUAGGAUGGACGGUGACACUCGCGGCUGGCUGCAGAUCGAUGCUGCCACAGGAGAGAUCAGGACCAGAGACAAGUUGGACAGAGAGACCAUUGAGUCUUUUGAAGUCACCGUCACUGCGUUUGAGAAGGAGAACCCGUCGCAGCUGUCUGAGCGAGUCGUUUCUGUGAGGCUGCUGGAUGUGAACGACAACUUCCCCAUACUGAUGGAGACCCAGGCCUUCAUCUGUGUGAAGAAACCUGAACCGAUCACCCUCAAGGCCCAAGACUCGGACAGCGCACCCUUCUCCGGGCCCUUCACCUUCGCUUUCGCUCAUGGAAAGAAAUCUCCCAACUGGGAACUGAAAAGCGUUGACGGUACAACAGCUACACUGACCCUGAAGAAAACACCAUCAGAAGAUAAAACCUUCACAAUCCCCAUUAAUAUUAAAGACAAUGCCGGCAUGGGAGUCACACAGUCGUUUGAGGUGAGAGUCUGUAGCUGCACAGAGCUCGGCUACUGCUACAUGGCACCCGUUGAGCGUAGCCUCGGUUAUGGGAUAGGAGCCACCGUCGGUAUCCUGGGUGGCACUCUGGGAUUCUGCCUUAUUGUUUUCUUCAUAGUGAUCAGAAAAAAAAAGGAGGAGAAGAAGACGAACCAGACUGAAGAAGAAGAGAGGAACGCAAUUAUGUAGACAAACACACACGCACACACACACACACACACACCGGACACACACUCACACAAACACAAACACACACACACACAUACACACAGACACUCAUAUUUGUACUUUUAUACUUGUGAGGACUUUAUCUGUCACGCCAUGUCAUGCCAAACCUGAAUUAUUGUUUUUAUUGUCUAGCUCAUUUACAGUCUUUUGUUUUUGCCUUGACAAAUAAAGAAUAACACUAAGUUAAUUCAUAAAUAAUUCUUAACUGGAAAAACAGCAGAAGUGAGGACUGGAUUUUCCAAGUUUUCCCACUCUCAGGAUCUAAAAGUUUAAUGCGUUCUCACAUAGCUAGAUGUGCACACACACAUUUUCAGAACACUAUUUGAUGUACAAGAGAGAGUUGCUAAAUCAGUGGUGUGCACGCGUAAUUAUUGCCAGGUGUCCCCAUGCUAAUCGUGCAUAUAUAUAUAUAUUUAUAAAUUGUUAUAUAUAUAUAUAAUGUAAAAGCUUGUUAACGUAUUAUAUUUGAAGUUUUCUCCCAGACUCAAGCUGCUUCAUUAGCAGUUUAAUCAUCUCACAGAAUUGAAUUCGUUUUUGGCCCAGAGCUUUUGUGUUGAAAUUGUCUUCUGCAUGAAUGUUGUGUUAGAGCUGAAAUAUCUUUAACUUUAAGAAACAUCCUAAACCCAGAACGUCACCGUAUGUAAUUAACAAUAACUGUUGAGUAAGGAGCACGCACUGCUGUUUUACAAUAAACAAAGAAACUGGGAAACAC
Molecule: messenger RNA, 3458 nt
Organism: Pseudoliparis swirei
Lineage: Eukaryota; Metazoa; Chordata; Actinopteri; Perciformes; Liparidae
Gene: cdh17
Product: cadherin 17, LI cadherin (liver-intestine)
Exons: 19
Coding region: 95-2707 (870 amino acids)
Biological process (GO): cell morphogenesis; adherens junction organization; cell-cell junction assembly
Cellular component (GO): catenin complex; adherens junction; plasma membrane
Molecular function (GO): calcium ion binding; cadherin binding
Source: RefSeq, a predicted model, not a curated record